AUGGCUACAAUUGGGGCGCUACUAACUGUGCUCAUUAUGGCUUGCAUCGUGGGUAAUCUGUUUGUUAUUGUUGCAAUUCUUACUGAGCGGGACCUAAGGAACCGACCUCAGUACUACUUAAUAUUCUCGCUCGCUGUUGCUGAUUUGUUGGUUGGCCUAAUAGUGACACCGCUAGGAGCAUGGUCAACGGUCCUACGGGCGUGGACACUCGGUGUGGCAUUGUGUGAUUUCUGGAUUAGCGUCGAUGUAUUGGUAUGCACGAGUUCCAUUCUGCACUUAGUCGCCAUAGGUAAUAUUGUUUUAUAA
Molecule: messenger RNA, 306 nt
Organism: Gongylonema pulchrum
Lineage: Eukaryota; Metazoa; Nematoda; Chromadorea; Rhabditida; Gongylonematidae
Source: the annotation of a GenBank genome assembly